GGGAUAUUUCUAUAAAAACCCCAAGUGGUGGUUUCCAUUGUCAACUGCCUGUUCAGUUGCAGUUAGUUAUUUCAAGUAUUAUCUUUGUUUUCAGAACAAAGAAAACUACAUAGAAGAUCAUGACAAGUCCUGCCUGGGGUUAUGAUGGUGAAUAUGGUCCUGAACAUUGGAGCAAGGUGUACCCCAUUGCAAAUGGAAACAACCAGUCUCCUAUAGACAUUAAAACCAGUGAAACCAAACAUGACACCUCUCUCAAACCUAUCAGCGUCUCCUACAAUCCAGCCACAGCCAAAGAAAUCAUCAACGUGGGACAUUCCUUCCAUGUCAACUUUGAGGACAAUGAUAACCGAUCAGUGCUGAAAGAUGGUCCUCUGUCUGAAAGCUAUAGGCUCCUUCAAUUCCAUUUUCACUGGGGCAAGACAGAUGACUAUGGUUCUGAGCACUUAGUGGAUGGAGCCAAAUAUUCUGCAGAGCUUCACAUAGUUCACUGGAAUUCUGCGAAAUACUCCAGCGCUGCUGAAGCUGCCUCACAUGCUGAUGGUUUAGCCAUUAUUGGCGUUUUGGUGAAGGUUGGUCAGGCCAACCCAAAUCUUCAGAAAGUACUUGAUGCCCUAAAAGGAAUUAAAUAUAAGGGCAAAAAAGCCCCAUUCACAAAUUUUGACCCCUCUGUUCUCCUUCCUUCAUCCCUGGAUUACUGGACCUACUUUGGCUCUCUGACUCAUCCCCCUCUUCAUGAGAGUGUGAACUGGAUCAUUCUUAAGGAGAACAUCAGUAUCAGCUCAGAUCAGCUUGCACAGUUCCGCAGUCUUCUAUCAAAUGCUGAAGGUGAUAAGGACGUUCCCAUUAAGCACAACAACCGGCCACCCCAGCCUCUGAAGGGCAGAAUAGUGAAAGCUUCCUUCUGAUGGGCACAGAAAGAAAUGUAUCCUCCCCUGAGGAACACAAAUCUGCUUCUGACAUAAUCCAAUAAAAUAAGUUUUAAGUAACAAAUUUAUUUCAAUACUAGCAAGACAGCAUACCUGCAAAUGUAAUCUGUAGAACUAAAAAACUUUAACUUUUGUUCUUAACGCUUAACUCAAAUAGUAAUCUGUAAGUGUACAAAACGUGCUUAAAUUCAAAUUUAUUUUGUGGAAUUCUUUAUAAUUGCAAUUAAGUGGUAAUUAAUUUCUUAGAGCUAUGUAUCUCUUCCCAUGUUAUUCAGUUUAAUGGAACCAAUAAAAUAGUCGUAUCCCUUUCA
Molecule: messenger RNA, 1237 nt
Organism: Sus scrofa (pig)
Lineage: Eukaryota; Metazoa; Chordata; Mammalia; Artiodactyla; Suidae
Gene: CA1
Product: carbonic anhydrase 1
Cellular component (GO): cytoplasm
Molecular function (GO): carbonate dehydratase activity; zinc ion binding
Source: RefSeq, a predicted model, not a curated record